AGAAGAGCCGGCAACACCGUAAUAUGAGUAUUUAAUAAUUUAAUACUAGACGGUAUUUGAAGUAGUUUUAUAUUUUAUUAUGUUAUAUAAUAACAAUCUUGAUAAUAGUCCUUCAAAAUUAUCAUUUUAAUAAAUAAACUAUUGAAUUUGCUUAAAUACAUAGAUAAAAAGAGUCAUAACAUACAAAUAAAAAAGAAGAAUCUUCCUAGCCAAAAAAAUUAAUUAAAUAAAUAUGUCUGUAAGGUAUAAUUUUAUAAAUAUAUUACGUAAACCUUAUAUAAUAUUUAAUAAGUUCAUACAAGUAAGAAAUGGAAGUUACACAGCUUCUCCAUUUCUGGAAGAUGUAGGAGAAAUAACUACAAAAUUUGAAAAAACAAACGAUCCAAAUGAAUGGAAAUACGUAGAAAGAGCCCUUCCACCAUCAAUAAUUCCCGAACCAAUUUCAAAAGACAGGUCCGCUUCUGGAUGGAAACCGCAAGGUGAAAAUUUAAAAGAUAAAGCUUAUUUUAUCCAAAGAACGAAAAAUCACAUGUUACCUGUUUAUUUAAAAAUAUCUCAGGGUGGUUUGAAGCGACAUACAAUCAUUAAAAAAAUCCAGGGUGACAUCAACGUUUUAGAAAAAGAAUUAUUGGAAUUUCUUCAGCCAGAAUCAUUUAAACCAAUAAGAAGCCAGGUGAAUGAGUUUGUGGGUUAUAUUAGAAUAAAUGGUGAUUUUGUUAAUGCUACAAAAUAUUUUUUUGAAAAAAGGAACUUUUAGAAUGAUAAAAUUUUGUAUAGUUUUUUUCUUCAAAUGUUUACAGCAUUUUAAUGUUAAUUUUUUUGCUCCAUAGUUAUGAAAAUAAAUAGAAUAAAUAAA
This is a messenger RNA of Diorhabda carinulata, 856 nucleotides long. It is a transcript of the gene mRpL49, whose product is annotated as probable 39S ribosomal protein L49, mitochondrial. Gene Ontology annotation, cellular component: mitochondrial large ribosomal subunit; ribosome. Gene Ontology annotation, molecular function: structural constituent of ribosome. Lineage: Eukaryota; Metazoa; Arthropoda; Insecta; Coleoptera; Chrysomelidae. The record is from RefSeq and is a predicted model, not a curated record. Bases 233 to 757 code for a protein of 174 amino acids. Gene Ontology annotation, biological process: translation. The transcript has 2 exons.